Molecule: messenger RNA, 1401 nt
Organism: Fusarium coffeatum
Lineage: Eukaryota; Fungi; Ascomycota; Sordariomycetes; Hypocreales; Nectriaceae
Exons: 1
Coding region: 1-1401 (466 amino acids)
Source: RefSeq, a predicted model, not a curated record
AUGUCGACAAACUCCUUCUUGCGAAGCGUAGCUCUGCUCGCUCUCGUAGGCACUUCCGCCGCCGUGCCCGUCGUUUCAGAGGCUCAGACAACAGUCUCUUCAUCAGGUGUCGCUGCACCAAUCAGACCGUACACCGAUGUGACUUCUCACGGUCCCUACACCGGAACGCCUACUACCACCGGUGCUGUGUCGACGACCGUUCUUGCAUCCGCCGUGGCGCCCAAGCCUCCACCACCAGGCUCUUAUGAUUACCCUGCCAACGGCAAGCUGAACGCUCCCCAGCCUGCGCCUUACACCCCCGAUGGCGGUGUCGGCACCAACGGUUCUGCACCUGUGUACCGUGUUCAGAGCGACUUUGACUACCAGUCUCUCGCUCUCGCUCUGUACCAGGAGUGGAUCGAGCUCGAUCUUUUCCGCUGGGGUCUCGCUACCUUCUCCAAGGAGGAAUUCGACGCCUACGGCAUUGGCGCUGAGGACCGUUAUUUGAUCGAGUACAUGGCGCAGCAAGAAAUUGGCCAUGCUACUGUCAUCAGCAACAUGCUCGGUCCCCAAGCUCCCAAGCAGUGCACGUACAACUACCCCGUUUCCAACGUCCCCGAGUUCAUCGACUUCAACCAGAAGCUCACCCGCUGGGGCGAGUCUGGUGUUUACGGAUUCUUGCCCCAUCUCAACUCUGGACCUGCUGCUCAGUUGUUGCUUCAGAGUAUUACUAUUGAGGCGCGUCAGCAGAUGAUCUUCCGCCAGUUUGGUGGUAACUUUGCUAUGCCUGAGUGGCACACUCCUGGUAUUCCACAGAGCUGGGCUUGGACUUUGCUUGCUCCGUAUAUUUCUAGCUGUCCUGCCGAUCAGACUCGCCUUGUGUGGCAGAACUUCCCAUCUUUGAACAUUCUUAACCAGCCUAACCCUGCUCGCAUCAACGGGUCUAAUGUCUGGAAUGAGACUACUGGUGGAUACGCCAACACUCUGUCUACCGCCGACAUCGAGGAGGAUGAGCUCUGUGUCAAUGCUACCGACAAGACUCUUGACUGCCCCGCUGCUAUCACCAACAACCGCAGCAUCCCUCUCUCCUACCCCGGCCGCCAGGUCUUCCUCAACUGGGACGCACCCGGCCAGGCCGUCGGCCCCAACAACAGCUACAUCACCUCCACCAACGUCAAGGCGCCCAAGUUCGCCGCAUGGGUAUCUCAACUCAACGUGACCUACUCUCCUCUGCAGAACAUCAGUCUCGAGGAUCGCACAGCCUACACUAUCCAGCCCAACGUUUCCACCUGGAUGGGCGACCCUGCUAUCAACAGCACCAUGUUCCUCGCUUUGACGGAUUCGGAUGUUUAUGUUACGCCUUACAACCUUACUAUGCUCAACCCUCACGUUGCUGCUCUGGCUGUUUACCAGGCUGGUUAA